Molecule: messenger RNA, 4244 nt
Organism: Labrus bergylta (ballan wrasse)
Lineage: Eukaryota; Metazoa; Chordata; Actinopteri; Labriformes; Labridae
Product: TSC22 domain family protein 2
Biological process (GO): regulation of transcription by RNA polymerase II
Source: RefSeq, a predicted model, not a curated record
GAUGCAGCGCGGUUGCAUACAACAUAGCCAUCUUGUCCAAGAGUGACAGAGGGAGGUAACUGUUGUCGCUGUUUGGAGAUAAAUUUGUUCAAAAGCUGUGAAAAUUUAGGAGGCUUUGUUAACUCGACUGUAGAGUGAGGGUCGCCACCGAAUGACUUUGAGCGGGUGAAGUGAGCGGCUUCAAAGGACUGCUUUCGGGAAGAUGUCUCACAUACUUGUUCCGACGUAGGGGGAGUGUGCAGCAGCCAGUUGGCUUGACUUGCUAGCUAGCUCGGUGAGUGGAGGGCUGUGGGCCCUCCUCAGCCUUAAGUAGCUCCGCGACUAACCCUAACCCUAACCCGGGAGACGAGCAGGCCGGUUCGGACUGUCCCAAAGCUGAAAGUACACACUGCAGGUAUCGUCGUCUGCAGCCGCAUUGCUGGACAAAACCAAGUGUGGCGUUGCGUUAUGAGCUCAUGACACGCAACAGGAGACAGAGAGAGGAAGAGGGAUGGCGUAGAUUCGUCUUGAUAACAGUUAGCUUGGCAAAUGUUGCUGUUUAACAUGAUCUGAGCUGUGAGAAGCUGCGUCUCUUUCUUGACGGAGGAUACAUAUAGCCGACUGUCAACAUGUCGAAAAUGCCGGCCAAGAAAAAGAGUUGUUUCCAGAUCACCAGUGUGACACAGGCCCAGGUUGAGGCUAUAGGUGCCACGGACGACACGGAGAGUCUGGAAGACCCGGACGAGUCCCGGACUGAAGAUGUGUCCUCGGAAAUAUACGACAUGUCUCGUGCUGAGUACGAGCCCGCGUGUGACAGAAGUUCAUCCGAAGAAGCCCUGAAUAAUGUCGGAGAGCCGGAGGCGACCAGUGUCAUGGCCUCAUCACACAUACCUCAACCCGGUCAGCUGCCCGCGCUGUCCAGUAAUCCCAUCGGGGAGUUUCGAAAAGUGGGAGUGUCUGGCUCAGCUCAAGUCAGUCAGCAGCCGCCGGGGAUCGGCGUUUCAAGUGGUUUACCCCUCUCCACGCAGUCUGGAGCAGUGCAGCAACAGUCUGCUCCAGCUGGUGUGUCAGUAAGCACUUCCCAACCUGCUGCAGUGAUCAGCAGUGCAGCUCCUCCUGCCACCUCCACGGUGAGUUGUACUUCUCGAUUCAGGGUCAUCAAACUUGAUCAUGGUACUGGAGAACCCUUCAGAAGAGGCAGGUGGACGUGUACAGAGUUUUAUGAGAAGGACUCGGAGAGCGCUGCUGCCAGUAGGACUGCUGAUAGCAUUAGGCAUGCCAAUACAGCACCAGACCCUGUGGCGGACAGGGACAGUGGGCUCGGGCUUACAGGAGGAUCUGUGGUUGCCCCGGCAACACUCUCUGGUCAGGGAUUGGGGUCGGUGGCGGAUGCUUCUCUUUCAUCAUCCCGCAUGCAGUCAGUUGAUACAUUAUCACAGCAGCAGCUCCACCAUCACAACUACAGCGCCCGGCAGCAGGGCGUGAGCGGGUCGGUCUCACAGAGUGCUUUCUCCAGCCCUCAGCCCUCCGUUGGAGGUGUCCAGCCUUCUGCCUUUCAGAGCGUGUUGCCUGUUGGUCAAAAUGGCUUGCCUCAACCUGGUGUCAACAUACAGAAAUCCCCCAUCAUGCCCCCCCAAGCCCAGCCCAUCUCUUACCCUCCUCAGCAGCAGCAGCAGCAGCAGCAGCAGCAGCUUCCUCUGGGACACCACCUGAGCAACCAGAUGUCUGGACUUCUACAGAACCAGACAGAGUACUAUCAACAGCAGCAGCAGCAAGUUCUUGGUGCUGGGCACUCCCUCCCAGUGUCAAGCCUGUCUGCAGGGCCUUCUUUGGUCAUGCCUCGAGCCGCUGGGGGGGCAUCUGUGCCAAGUCAGGUUGGAGAAGUUGCAGGAGGUGGAUCUGUACCUUUAGGACAGUCAGCUCUGGGCCUCUUGCAGCAGACUGGAGGAAUGGGAGCUGUUGGAGGCUCUAUACUGGUUGGUGGAUCCUCAUACGCAACAGCUGGACAGCCUCAACCUCUCAACCUCCAAUCUACAUCCUCUGGUGUACAAAAUGUGCCUGCCAUCGCAGCAAGCUCCAGUGUGCCCACCACGGUGCCCGCUGCAGUGCCCAGUGCCUCCAGUGCAGCCAUGCCAAAUGUGAUAACCUCCAGUUUGCCUCCAGGUCAGAUUCCCCUAAGCAAGACUUCAGUGGGUUUGGGGGCCCAGGGCCUCCCAGGAGCUGGGUUUGGACUUGCAGAGGGUGGUGUAGGGAAAUCAGAGGGUCUCCUCAAUGCACAGUCUCCUAUCAUCUCUGGGAAGGAAGUGUUGAAGCCCUUUAUGCCUGAGAGCCUGCAGCUUGCCACGCCGACUGUCAACAGCCUGUUUGGAAUUCACAUACCUGUUGACGGGGAGAUGGACAGGAACCCCUCCAAGGCUUUCUACCAGGUCUUCCAGUCUGGCAGCAGAUUAAGGGACUCAAAGGCCCACAGUGAUAGAGCCUCGGGAACCAAUGUUGCAGCCAUUGAUAAUAAAAUAGAGCAGGCAAUGGACCUGGUGAAAAGCCAUCUGAUGUAUGCAGUGCGUGAGGAGGUGGAGGUGUUAAAGGAGCAGAUCAAGGAGCUGUACGAGAGGAACUCUGUGCUGGAGCGGGAGAACGCUGUGUUGAAAUCUCUAGCCAACAGUGAGCAGCUGUCUCAGCUGCCCUCCCAGUCGGCCGCCAGCACCACGCCUCCCCAGCAAGGACUCAGCCAACCUCCACCCCAGGCCCAGGCCCAGGCCCAGCCCCAGCCCCCUCCUCAGUCUCAGCAGUCCCACCCCCAGCUCCAGCACCACCCCAAACCCCAGCAGCUCCAGACUCAGCCUCAGCUUGAUCCCGGCCAACAGCAACAACAGCAACCUAACGUCACCUCUGCUUGAAGUGCAUCUGCCUGCCUCUCAUAAGGCAGAAAAAAAGAAGAGCAUUUUCUCUGCAACCUAUUACAAAUUAGUGUAUGUGAAAUUAAAAGAAGAAAAAACUCUUUGUCUUCUUAGCCACCAGCUUGACCACAAAGUACAGCUUGUGUGAGUGGGUGUGAGUGUGUGCAGGGUGUGUUAGCAGGUGUGACUGUAAAAUGUAAGCGUGUAUGCAUCUGUACUGUGGGCCUUUCCAGUGUUAAUGCAAUCAUCAGAAAGCAAGUGAGAAAGACUUUGACAGAGGAGGAACGUGUAGAGACUGGAGUGUGUCAGGGGAGGGUCAGGGGGUUUCCAUCAUCUUGGCUGUUAUCCAAGAGCGGGUGACUGCUAGGUCCAAGCUCGGGGACAGGAUGUCUCUUCUUGGACCCAGGCCGCGACACGGCCACUGACCUGAGACCUGCUCAGACUGAGGGCGUGGGAAGGGAGGGGUUUGCCUCACAUAAGGGACAAAUGGGAGUGAUUGUCUAAAAAGAGUGAUUAUUUUUUUAAACGUAAGAUAAAUGAGGGGAUAAAGGGGUAUUUUUAGCCUUGCUGUUUCAUGUUGUAUAGAAAGAAGUGGGAGAGAGUCUGUUUAUCGGAGCGCCAAACUGCUGCCGUUACUUUUUACAUCAAGUCCAAUCCUAACAUCAGUCUUUUGAGUUCUACUGUUAAGUGUUUUAUUUAUUACAGGGCUGCUAUUUUCAUACAUGAAUAAUUUCAUGUACCUGUAAAAUAGUAGUCCAGCGAAAUCGUUUCCUGUUUCUUUAAGUGUUUCAACAUUUGGCCAUACUACCCUGAGGCAACACUUGAGAUUUAACUAAAUAAAAAGUAGGCUAAUAUCAAAUAAAUGAAUUCUGAAAACUGUUUAACACUAACUUAAAUUCAUCUCCUCAUUUGCCAAUUCAUAUUUAAAAUCUAGACCCAGUAUGAAUGUACAAUUUCAUAUAGUAAAAAGUAUUAAGAGCCUUGGUGGGUGACUCCACCUGAUGACAUCAAAGCAUAACGUGUGCCUGAAGACGGCAUCUGGUUAAGAUUCAACUCCUUAAUCUAAAGUGAAUUAGUGUUGCCAUACCCCCCUCUUGUUUUUCCUCCUCCAUUGUUUUCCUGAGGGGGGCAGGGGGGAAAGCUGUGAAAUCAUUCAACCUACUUUGUAACCAAAGAUGCAAAGCUGUGUAAAUUGAUUAUUUUGAAAUGCACACUCAUGUAUUAUUAUUUUUUUUUUGGUUUUGUUACUUCCUCCUUCACAACAUAUUUUGUUGCUGUUCAGCAUGUUUUGCAUGAUCUGUAAUUUUCAAACCACUUUCUUACCUCAUUUUUAUUCAGCACUCUUAUUGUAAGAUAGUCUGUGAACAG